This is a messenger RNA of Pistacia vera, 2064 nucleotides long. Its product is annotated as glutamyl-tRNA reductase 1, chloroplastic-like. The record is from RefSeq and is a predicted model, not a curated record. The coding region runs from base 172 to 1779 and encodes 535 amino acids. NCBI's taxonomy places the organism in Eukaryota, Viridiplantae, Streptophyta, Magnoliopsida, Sapindales, Anacardiaceae. Gene Ontology annotation, molecular function: glutamyl-tRNA reductase (NADP+) activity; NADP binding. Gene Ontology annotation, biological process: tetrapyrrole biosynthetic process. The transcript is spliced from 3 exons.
CAAUUAUUUUGUACCGACCAAACCCCUCCGCCCAAAUUUUUCAUUAAUUAACAAACCCAACCCAACCAAACACAAGUCUCUCCUCCUUCUGCCAAGAUUCGUUCAACAAAGUCCUUAAAACCUUAAAACAUUUUUAUUUUAGGGUCAGGAUUUUGUCUGAGCGUAAGAAUCAUGGCGUUUUCCACCGCUUUGGCCGGUUCUAAGAUGGAAUCUUUGUUGUUCAAUCCCGGUUCUUCUUCUUCUUCUUCGUCUUGUUCUUUUUUGACGGGUCAACAAAUACGCGUCCUCUGUAAACCCAAUCGCAAUGAGAAAAGAUUUCAAAGGGCAGUUAAAUGCGAAGUUACUGCCCCAUCUGAUGCCUCCACCAUCUCCGCUCUCGAGCAGCUCAAAACCUCCGCGCCUGACCGAUAUACAAAGGAAAGGAGCAGCAUUGUGGUUAUUGGGCUUAGCGUUCACACUACACCUGUUGAGAUGCGUGAAAAACUUGCCAUUCCAGAAGCAGAAUGGCCACGAGCGAUUGGGGAGUUGUGUAACCUAAAUCAUAUAGAAGAGGCUGCUGUUCUUAGCACCUGCAACCGGAUGGAGAUAUAUGUUGUAGCUCUUUCUCAACAUCGUGGGGUUAAAGAAGUGACUGAAUGGAUGUCAAAGACAAGUGGGAUCCCAGUCUCUGAGCUUUGCCAGCACCGGUUUUUGCUGCACAACAAAGAUGCUACCCAGCAUCUUUUUGAGGUGUCAGCAGGUCUUGACUCUCUUGUGCUAGGAGAAGGACAAAUCCUUGCUCAAGUUAAACAAGUUGUCAAAGUUGGGCAAGGAGUUGUUGGAUUUGGAAGGAACAUCAGUGGACUGUUCAAGCAUGCAAUCACUGUUGGAAAGCGGGUUAGAGCAGAGACAAACAUUGCUGCUGGGGCUGUUUCUGUCAGCUCAGCCGCGGUUGAACUGGCAUUAAUGAAGCUUCCUGAAUCUUCACAUGCCACAGCUCGCAUGUUGGUUAUUGGAGCUGGCAAGAUGGGGAAGCUUGUGAUAAAACACUUGGUAGCAAAAGGAUGCACUAAGAUGGUGGUUGUUAACAGAUCUGAGGAGAGAGUUGCUGCUAUCCAUGAGGAGAUGAAAGGUGCUGAGAUAAUUUACAAACCUCUCUCAGAAAUGCUAACCUGUGCUGCUGAAGCUGAUGUGGUCUUCACCAGCACAGCAUCAGAAACUCCAUUAUUCUUAAAAGAGAACGUUGCAGACCUUCCGGUUGUUGAUCCUGCAUUUGGGGGUUUGAGGCUGUUUAUUGAUAUCUCCGUUCCUCGUAAUGUUGGCUCAUGUGUUGAAGAUGUUGAAACUGCAAGAGUCUACAAUGUUGAUGACCUUAAGGAAGUUGUGGCUGCUAAUAAAGAGGACCGACUCCGCAAAGCUAUGGAAGCUCAAGCCAUUAUCGGCGAGGAAUCAAAACAGUUUGAAGCUUGGAGGGAUUCGUUGGAGACUGUUCCUACCAUCAAGAAGUUGAGGGCUUAUGCAGAAAGAAUCAGAAUGGCGGAGCUAGAGAAAUGCCUAUCAAAGAUGGGUGAUGAUAUCUCAAAGAAAUCAAGGAGGGCAGUAGAUGAUCUUAGCCGUGGUAUUGUGAAUAAGCUUCUUCAUGGUCCAAUGCAGCACCUAAGAUGCGAUGGGAGUGACAGCCGGACUCUUGAUGAAACCCUUGAGAAUAUGCAUGCUCUUAACAGAAUGUUCGGCCUUGAAACAGAUACAUCUCUGUUUGAGCAGAAGAUUCGAGCCAAGAUAGAACAAACCCAAAAGUAAGCUUCAAUACAAGCUUGUUGAUGACACUUCAUUCACUUCCCCAAAAUUGAAUAAGAGGAAAACAUCCUCGUCUUGCUCCGAGUGUCGACACUGCUGUAAUCUUCAUUUGAAAAGCGUAACGGUGUAGAUCCUGUUUGGGAUCUUUUUAAUUCGUUUAUUGGUGUAUGACGCUGUUGCCUAACUCUAAUUCGAGUGCUUCAUGUGUCUACAUUGUGUUGAUUAGUGAUCAUUUAGCGUUUUAGGAUAGAAAUGAGCUUGAUCCUUGUACCGGUUUCUUCUCUAGAA